This is a messenger RNA of Papilio xuthus (Asian swallowtail), 2417 nucleotides long. RefSeq names its product UNC93-like protein. Gene Ontology annotation, cellular component: striated muscle dense body; plasma membrane. The coding region runs from base 183 to 1652 and encodes 489 amino acids. The transcript has 11 exons. Gene Ontology annotation, molecular function: potassium channel regulator activity. NCBI's taxonomy places the organism in Eukaryota, Metazoa, Arthropoda, Insecta, Lepidoptera, Papilionidae. The record is from RefSeq and is a predicted model, not a curated record. Gene Ontology annotation, biological process: regulation of potassium ion transport; regulation of muscle contraction.
GCUUUUAGCUUAGUUACGUUCCUAUUACCUCAUUGUUCACUUCGCGCUCGCGAUCCUAUUUCGAUUAUCGAUUUUAAUAAUCGAUAUAAAAUUAAGUUGUAUCAUAAAUAUUUACUUUAUGCCAGUAGUGAUUUCUUAAAGCUGCGCGAUUUAUUGUGAAAUAACUUCAAAGUUCGUCCACAAUGCCGAUCAGCAGUCCUGCGGUGUUCGGCAGCAAUGAGAAAUGGCGCAUUAACCGCAACAUCUUAGUACUGGGGUUUGCGUUCAUGGUGCAAUUUACAGCGUUCCACGGCGCUGCCAAUCUGCAGAGCUCCGUCAACAGCGACGCUGGCGCGGGCACAUUCACUCUCGCAGCCAUAUACUUCUCACUGAUACUAUCUAACAUCUUCCUCCCUGCUAUUGUUAUCAAAUGGCUGGGGUGCAAGUGGACGGUGGCGCUAUCAUUUAUAGCGUACAUGCCGUUCAUAGCGGCACAGUUUUAUCCCAAACUGUAUACGUUGGUGCCCGCAGGUCUCAUGGUCGGCUUUGGCGGGGGGCCGCUCUGGUGCGCCAAGUGUACAUACCUCGCUGUGGUUGCGGAACCAUAUGCAAAGCUUUCAGGAGUUUCAGCGGAUGUGCUCGUGGUUAGAUUUUUCGGCCUCUUUUUCAUGUUCUACCAAAUGGCACAGAUCUGGGGAAACCUUGUUUCCUCGGCAAUUUUGUCGUCAUCUCUGGGCGAGACGGUGACUUACCCGAAUGAUACGCUCGUGACAAGUACAUCUGAUCUUGUCACCAAUGUGUCAAUACCGACAGUGGAUUUCGGAGCCACGUGUGGUGUUAACUUUUGCAGCGGCUCUACUGGACAUGAGAACACCAAUCUUGAACCGCCAUCACCUCUGAAAAUCCAAGUGAUUGCGGCAGUGUACUUAGCCUGCAUGGCCUCUGCUGUUAUCCUGGUAUUCGUCGGCGUUGACUCAUUGAAAAGGUACAGCGGCGAUCGGGUGGGAGCGAGCAAGGGUAAAUCGGGGCUGGUGCUGCUGGCAGUAACCCUGCGUCAGCUGCGCCAUCGCUAUCAGCUGCUGCUGCUACCAGUCAUCGGGUACAUAGGCGCGGAGCAGGCUUUCAUGGCGGCGGACUUUACACAGGCGUUUGUUGGGUGUGCAUACGGGAUAAGUAACAUUGGAUUCGUGAUGAUUUGCUUCGGCGUGUUCAACGCGGUGGCCGCACCGCUUGCUGGAGCUGUCGUCAAGAUCACCGGCAGAUACCCUGUUAUGCUCACCGCUUUGGUUUUAAACUUAUGCCUGAUAAGCGCGCUGCUUCUGUGGCGGCCCAGUCCCGACCAGUGGCUAGUAUUCUUCGUACUCGCUGCUAUCUGGGGGGCGGCAGAUGCGGUGUGGCUCGUGCAAGUAAAUGCAUUAUCCGGGAUUCUGUUUCCUGGUGAUGAAGAAGCUGCCUUCUCUAACUUCAGGCUGUGGGAAUCUACUGGGAGCGUGCUGUCUUAUGCAUCCGCGCCUUACCUCUGCGUAAGGACGAGGCUGUACGUCCUGCUAGGCCUACUUAUACUGGGUUUCUCUGGCUACACGGUCAUAGAGGUUAUGGAAUACAAAGUGAAGAAGACUCAUCACCACGAAAGGAACUUUGAACUCGUUGCUGAGAAAAACGACCGAGAGUAAGGAUUACUUUUAUUAUUUAAGAAAUAUGAGCAAAUGUUUGUUAUUUUAACGAAAUUUACGUAAAGCUGCAGGUGUUUUUCGAUAUUAUAAAAGGUAAUCGCAGUACAUUAGACAGAGUUUUCUAAGAACUACACUUUCUUGAGAUAUUAUUUUACUGCUUUUGACGUAGAUACGAUAUUGUUAUUUAAAAUGAUUGAAGCAAAAUCUACAAAAAUAAAAGUAACUAUAUUUUUUUCAUCAGGCGCUAAAAAGUAUGAGUAUUGUUAAUGAAAAAAUCAUUUAUAUUACUGACCAAAGAUAUAUCUGCGUAAAUUAAUUUGCAAUUGUUUACUCCGUUGUAUGACAAACGUCAUCAUAGAGUCACAGAAUAUUGACGGAUUACUUGAGAUUUUUAACGCCUGAUCUCAUAAAUUAAACAUAUAGCAUAAACAUAAAUCUUUUGCGUGUAUCGUAAAUUAGUAUUAAAUGUUUCCACUAUUAUUGCAACGCAUGACUUCGUUUAAAAGAGAAUUAUAAUGGCUAAGAGUGAAUAUUUUAAAAUUUUCAUGGCUAUGUCUACCUGAAACUAGUUCAAAGAAAAGUUACACAAUGUAUAUUAUAUAUGUAAUAGUAUGUAUGAUGUAACUGCAGGAAUAAUAAGCAUAAGUGCUUAAAAACUUGUAUAAAACUUUGUGUCUCCUGGCGGCAAGAUUUAAAAAUAAAUUGACCUUAUGUUUAAGAAUAAUGCGUGUGUCCGUAACUUAUAAAAUAUUUUUAAGGGUUUAU